AUGGGUGCUCGCGGUUUGGUAGGAGCCGCCGCGGAGGGAGGAGCGACCUCUCCCCCUGAGGGUGGGAAGUUGGGGAAUGCAGCGAUUCCCCCUCUGGCUCCGGAGCCGAGCUCAAGGCGUGUGUGCGGGCACGGACGGGCCGUGUCUUUUGGAGUUCACACCAUAGGAAAGGUUCUGAUUGCAAACCGAGGAGAAAUUGCAUGCAGAGUGAUGCGAACAGCAAAGAAAAUGGGUGUGAAGUCCGUAGCAGUUUAUAGUGAAGCAGACAGAAAUUCCAUGCAUGUAGCAAUGGCAGAUGAGGCGUACUGCAUUGGUCCAGCACCCUCACAGCAGAGUUACUUGGCCAUGGAGAAAAUAAUGCAGGUGGCCAAGGUCUCAGCAGCCCAGGCUAUUCAUCCAGGUUAUGGUUUCCUCUCAGAAAACACAGAGUUUGCAGAGUUGUGCAAGCAAGAGGGAAUCAUCUUCAUAGGUCCGCCUUCAUCUGCUAUCAGAGAUAUGGGUAUUAAGAGCACUUCCAAAGCUAUAAUGUCUGCCGCUGGCGUUCCUGUUGUUGAAGGUUAUCAUGGAGAAGAUCAAUCAGAUGAAUGUCUAAAGGAACAUGCCAAGAGAAUAGGAUAUCCAGUAAUGAUUAAAGCUGUGCGUGGAGGUGGAGGAAAGGGCAUGAGAAUUGCUCACUCAGAAAAGGAUUUUCUGGACCAAGUAGAAUCAGCUAGGAGAGAAGCAAAGAAGUCUUUCAAUGAUGAUGCAAUGCUGAUUGAGAAAUUUGUAGAUAAUCCAAGGCACGUCGAAGUCCAAGUAUUCGGUGACCAGCAUGGCAAUGCGGUGUAUUUGUUUGAAAGAGACUGCAGUGUGCAAAGGAGACAUCAGAAGAUCAUUGAAGAGGCACCAGGGCCCGGAAUUAAUCCUGAAGUUCGGAGGAGACUUGGAGAAGCUGCUGUCAAAGCAGCUAAAGCAGUGAAUUAUGUGGGAGCAGGAACAGUGGAAUUUAUUAUGGACUCCCAACAUAAUUUUUACUUCAUGGAGAUGAAUACCAGGCUGCAAGUAGAGCACCCAGUUACGGAGAUGAUCACGGGAACAGACUUGGUGGAGUGGCAGCUUAGGGUUGCAGCAGGAGAGAAGAUUCCCCUAAUGCAGGAAGAGAUUCUUCUCCGGGGUCAUGCAUUUGAAGCUAGGAUAUAUGCUGAAGACCCUAAUAAUAACUUUAUGCCAGGGGCUGGGCCGUUGUUGCACUUAUCCACUCCACCACCCGAUCGUUUCACCAGGAUAGAAACUGGAGUCAGACAAGGUGACGAGGUCUCUGUUCAUUAUGAUCCAAUGAUUGCUAAGCUCGUUGUCUGGGCUGAGGAUCGUCAAGCCGCACUGCGAAAGUUGCGCUACAGUUUGCAUCAAUAUAAUAUUGUAGGAUUAAGCACUAAUAUUGAUUUCUUACUGAGGCUGUCAGGACACCCACAGUUUGAGGCUGGAAAUGUGCACACCAAUUUCAUUCCUCAACACCAUGAUGAAUUAUUUCCAACCAAAAAGGCAACCCCACAUGAAGUUAUGUGUCAGGCAGCUCUAGGACUCAUACUGAAAGAGAAAAUGCGAACAGAUGCUUUUAGAGAGCAGUCAGAUGAUAAAUUCUCGCCAUUUGCAUCCAGCAGUGGUAGAAGAAUAAAUAUAUGUUAUACAAGAAAACUGUCUCUGCUGGAUGGGGAAAACGUUGUGGAUGUAGCUGUAAGUUACAAUCAAGAAGGGUCUUACAGGAUGCAGAUUCAAGAUAAAACGUUCCUGGUUUCUGGAGAUAUCUUCAAGGAAGGUGAUUCAGUUUACUUGAGGUCUUCAGUAAAUGGAACAGUGUGUAAGUCCAAAUUGGUCAUUUUGGACAACACCAUUUAUCUCUUCUUUCCGGAAGGCAGCGCUCAGAUCGGCCUUCCUGUACCCAAGUACUUGUCUGCAGUGAGCUCAGUGGGAGUGCAGAGCGGUGCUGUAGCGCCCAUGACAGGCACAGUUGAAAAGGUGUUUGUGAAAGCAGGGGAUAAGGUUCAGAUUGGAGACCCUCUAAUGGUUAUGAUAGCGAUGAAAAUGGAGCACACCAUAAGGGCUCCAAAGGCAGGAGUGAUAAAAAAGGUUAAUUUCCAAGAAGGUGCCCAGGCCGACAGACAUGCUCCAUUAGUUGAAUUCGAGGAUGAAGAGGCCACAUCAAAAUGA
Molecule: messenger RNA, 2187 nt
Organism: Apaloderma vittatum (bar-tailed trogon)
Lineage: Eukaryota; Metazoa; Chordata; Aves; Trogoniformes; Trogonidae
Gene: MCCC1
Product: methylcrotonoyl-CoA carboxylase 1 (alpha)
Exons: 18
Coding region: 1-2187 (728 amino acids)
Cellular component (GO): mitochondrion
Molecular function (GO): ATP binding; metal ion binding; methylcrotonoyl-CoA carboxylase activity
Source: RefSeq, a predicted model, not a curated record